Messenger RNA from Lutzomyia longipalpis, 2423 nucleotides. RefSeq names its product USP6 N-terminal-like protein. The record is from RefSeq and is a predicted model, not a curated record. Bases 542 to 1954 code for a protein of 470 amino acids. Lineage: Eukaryota; Metazoa; Arthropoda; Insecta; Diptera; Psychodidae. The transcript has 4 exons.
AUUACCGACGUCAACUCAAAGAUCGGUUCCCCUGUCAAAAUGGUGAAUAUAAAAAAAUUCACCAUUUCUUGCAAAGAAUCGCCGUAAUUUUCCUUGUUUUCAUUCUUUUCAAUUUUUUAAUAUUACAAUACAUAUGAAACAUUUCAUGCAUUAAAAUUUCAGAAAGGCUCGUGAAAUAUAAAACCUUUACUUAGAAAGUCAUCUGUCAGCUGUUCCGUAGAAAUGUUUUUUUUUAUUUUUUCAAUCUCCAAAACAUAGUACCUAUUCUUCAGAAUAUGAGAGUGUAGUCCAUAGUUUUUUGAUACAUAAUUUACUUUUCUUGUUGAACAAACAUAUCUGCAAGAGAUUCUGAAAAGACCUUGGGAGUGGCACCAUCCAAGUGUAGUAAAUAAACGAGCACCUAAAGGAGAGGUUAUGAUAUUUCAAGUGUAUUAAUUAGUUUUUUCAAAAGGAGGAUAUAGCACGGAGAGGUGUGGAAGAUAAGAAAAUUUUUGCAUACCAAGAAUGAACUUGCAGAGAUAAUUGCGGAGAAGGUUGAAACAUGGAAGAGGAGGAAGAGACACUUCUGGUACGUGCCCAGGUUGAACGUGAGAAAAUUUUUCAAAAAUAUGAGCGUGGUCGGGAACCAGGAGCUGAAAUUGAUCCAUGGGAAGAUCCCGAUUUCUCCCUGUACAAACAUACCGAUCGCUAUGGAUUCAUUCAUAAGCAUACUCUACCGUCACGUUUGGAUUCUGGUACAACACGUCGACGAGAGAUAGAGUUGGAGCGCGAGAAAAAAUGGCUAAAGAUGCUUCGGAAGUUGCAACGAAAAGAUACAGUGGAGAAGUUACGGAGUCGUAUAUUUAAGGGUAUCCCCAAUAAGCUACGUCCAGAGGCAUGGCUUAAGCUUCUAGGUGUAGAGGAUGUAAUGAAAAAGUGGCCUCGUGUAUACCGUGAAAUGCUCCAUCGUGCACGACUUUAUUCCACUGAAGUUCGACAGAUAGAUUCAGAUGUCAAUCGACAAUUCAGGGAACAUCUUAUUUUCCGGGAACGUUAUAGUGUGAAGCAGCAAAGUCUCUUCAAUGUCCUUGCUGCGUACAGCAUGUAUAAUAGUGAAGUUGGUUACUGCCAAGGUAUGUCCAGCGUGGCGGGAUUGCUACUCAUGUACAUGGAUGAAGAGGAGGCUUUCUGGGGACUAAAUGUUCUCUUCACGGAUGAAAAAUACGCCAUGCAUGGACUUUUCAUUGAGGGUUUUCCAAAGCUCACGCGCUUCCUGGCGCACCAUGAUCGUUUACUCGAGAGAUUUAUGCCAAGACUCAAGAGGCACCUGGACAAGCAUCAUGUCGAUUCAGUUUUAUACUCCCUCAAGUGGUUUUUUGUCGUUUUCGUGGAACGAAUACCCUUCAGUCUUGCUUUGCGUGUCUGGGAUGUGUAUCUAUUAGAAGGGGAACGCGUAAUGACCGCUAUGGCGUAUACAAUACUUAAAAUGCACAAGAACCGCAUUAUGCGCCUACGAGAUAUGGACCUUAUUAUUGAAUUUCUUCAGGUAAAGCUUCAUUCGGAUUUUGGGUAUGACGAUGACUUUGCGAUAAGAACCUUGGGACAGAUCAUGACAGAUCUGAAACGCGUCAAAAUGGACCUACCACCACCAGCUGGACCUAAUGAGCGACCAAAGAAUGCUUUUGGGGAGAUUGUUGAAACAUCAGUUGAGAAAAAAAUUGGCCGGAGGAGGCCUGUAUUCACAGAGAAUGAGUUAAACGUCCACAAUACCGUUAUCAGUCGACGACAAGAAAUGGAUACGGCAGAUUUGUCACAAUCUCGCAUCUCUGAUGAUCUUCCUGAUGAAUUUUUCGACAUUAUUGGCGCCAACACAUCUGCAAUCCAUUCGUAUAGGAGCGAAAAUAGCCUCUGUACGUCUGUGGCGUCAAGUAAUAGCUCUGUGGCUAGUUCGAUGGAUUGUGUUACAAAACUAUAAGUCAUGAUGCCUUCGUACUAGAAUUUUCGAGCAAUAUACUCAGAAAUGGGAAGCAAUCCUACACAAUAAGGACCACAUUUUUUUCAAAUUAUUUUUCAUCAUUGCUUUCCCGCGCUUCAGUUAUUUUCUUUCCCGUUUUUUUUUUCUUUUUCAUCAAAAGAUGAUUUAGAUUUAUCUAAAAGAUCAGCUCGUGAAGUAUCCUUCGAAACAUCCUUUUCAUCUAUAGCGGAUCUGAGUCUUUUCUCAGGUAGUUGCAGCAAUCCCAUGGAUGACUCCCACAGCAUCAAUACAAGCAUCCCCGAAGAGGAUGUUACCGAGGAUAGUCGCGCAAAAUGUCCGUAGAAUUUAAGAAUUGAUCUAUAAAUUUUUGUAUCUACAUGUAGCUCUUUAAAAAAAUGAAUUUAGGAUCUUUUUCAUACAAAUUAAAUUUAUAUAUAAACGUGAAUAAAAAGACAGAAUUUCAGAUUAA